GGUGAAUUGAAUUGAAUAAUAAUAUUAAAAUGGCGACGCGGGUCGCAGCAUAACUAAACAAACUUUGUGACCUUUUUGUGUUGUCUAGUGAAUAUGUUGUCCUCUAUUUUCGCUCGUGUUGUCUAACCCAGCAGAAAAAUUUGUAAACAAUCAUGUACAAUGGAAUCGGUUUACCAACUGCUCGAGGAUCUGGAACCAAUGGCUAUGUGCAGAGAAACUGGGCAGCUGUGCGAAAAACAAAGGACAAAGUUAAUUACAAAACCGAAGAGGAAUUGGAAAAACUGGACGCAGCAAACAACCGACAACCCAACAAGGAAAUUCUGGAUCAUGAAAGAAAAAGAAAAAUUGAAGUAAAAUGCAUUGAACUGGAACAGUUAUUAGAGGAUCAAGGAUGUCCUCAAACCGAGAUUGACUCCAAAAUAGCUGCUUACCGAACCAUGCUGCUGGGAAGUGACAGCAAUGCAGAUGAGAAACCUUGUGACGAGUACGGCAGAGUUAUUGUGAAAGAGACUCACCAGAUGGCAGAGGCGCAACUGGAGAAGAAUGCUCGGCUGAGAGCAGCGUUUGGCCUCAGCGAUACAUUCGUGGAGGGCAGCAGUCUGGCGCGGCGCGGAGCACAAGAUGGCAAUCAGGGCUACACAUUGGUGCGGACUCCCAGCCCUGUCCCUGCCCCACAACCUGACUCUACCCAAGCCAAACGCAAACGUCGCAAGCGAGACAGAUCCUCCACUCCAGAUAAGAAGAAAGAGAAAAAGAAACGCUCCAAGAAACAUAAGAAAGACAGAGCUGAAUCAGAAAAGAGAAGCUCAAAAAAGAAACGUUCAUCAUCUAAGGAAAAAAAGAAAAAGAAAAAACGGUCUCGUACCUCAUCAUCUUCUACGGACUCCCAAUCUGACUCUUCUCAAUCAAGCAGCGAUGAAGAAAAGAGGAAGCCCAAAAAGAAAUCAUCAAAGGUUACUGAGAAAACCAAGGGGGCUGGACUGAAAAAUAAAUCAAGAUCCGAUUCAAAAUCCUCUAGAGAUAGCUCACCCGAUUCUGUAGUUGAAAAAAGCCGUACCAAUUUGAAAAAAAAAGGAUUAACUAAAGAAGAUAAAACAAAGUCUAAGAAGAGGCGAAGUAGCAGUGAUACAGAAAAGAAAGUAGACCAGUCUUCCAAGAACCAAAAAUCCCCUGUGUUGCAUAGAAAAUCACGAAGUAGAAGCCAGUCCUCCAAUGUUCGGGGAAAAGUAACAAGUUCAACUUCCCGCAAAGUAAAAAGUAGGUCAAGGUCAGUGAGUAAAGAUAAACUAAAAAGGAGGAGAAAAAGCAAGAGCCCCUCAUUGGACAGAACUUUAUUAAAUAGCAAAUUAAAAAAGUUAAAACGAUCUUACAUGAGUCCUGAGAAAAGGUUUUUAAGAAGUGUUUCAAGAUCUAGGUCUAGAGAAAAACCUCAUCGUAAACAGAGUCGAAGCCCAAGUCCCUAUAAGAAUAAACGAAAUAAAAACAGGAGUAAAUCUCCAUCUCCAUACAAAAACACUAAAGAUAGUAAUCGGAAAGAGAAAAUAUCCUCUAACACAAGGAAAACUUCUCGAAGCCGAAGUAGGUCGUACAGUUAUCGAGAAAAGUCUUCUAGUCGAGAUUUAAAGUACGGGAGGUAUAAUUCUAGAGAUGAAACAGAAAGAAAGAAAUCUCCUAGAAGAGAAAAAUCUAAAAGCCCUUACAAAGCAAGGAAGCCGAAAGGGAUGUCUCCUGCUGAAAGAAAUCAUAAUGCUAGUAGCAAAGCCACAUCAAAAAGAAGUUCCCGAAGUCGAAGUCGGUCUUUGAAAAGAUACAAAAAAUCCAACAAAACCAAGUCCCCACAUGGUUCUUCUAGAUCAAGAAGCAGAAGUAGGUCCAAAUCUAAAGUGUCUAAAAUAAAAAGCAGUAAUAACUUAAAGGGUAUUUAUGAUUCAAAAAGCCGAAGUAGAUCCAAACAAACCUCACCAAAAAAUCGUAGUAGAAGUAGCUCUAGACCCAAAAUCAAAUCUCGGAGUAGAAGCAGGUCUCAGAGAGCUAGAAGAAGUAGAUCCAUAUCUCGCAAUAAACCUGGGAAAAAAAAGAGAAGAAAUAGCUCCGGUAGUUCGAGUUUGAGUUAUUCACCGGCUGAGAGAAACCCUGAACGCUACGCUGAUGUCCUUCCCAAACCUGUGGUUAGAUUGCAUGAAUCUAGUGAGGAAGAAAAUGUUGAUGAUAAAGAUAAAGAUGAAACCGAAGAUGAGCGUGAAAAGGAGUUAAGAACUUUGAGGAUACUGAAGUCUGGAUUGGCCGCAAAAGCUAAGGAAUCAUUAGAGAAAAAAUUGCCAAAACCUGUUACCAAAGAUUGGACAACCGAGGAAUCCAAAAAACUGAGUAAAGAAGAGAAGACAAUGCCUGGAAAUGAUAAUGAAGAUAAACAUUUAACAAAUACAGAAUCACAAGAUACAAAACAAGUUGAGAGACCAAGUGAAAACAAGGGAACCUCUCCUCCUAUGAAUGUUUUGCUACCCAGGGGAGCUGUCAAUGGUCCCAAGGCAAGGUCUGGAUCCGAGUCACCUGCAGCUUCAUCUCCAUUAGACCGAGGAGCCCUAGCCUCUCCUCAGCUACGACCUAGGCCCCGUGGCAAACCUAGGUCCUCAUCCUCUUCCUCUGACUCAUCAGACGACGACGUCAAGAGGACCUCCAACUCCUCAUCUAGUGCCAGUUCCUCACCCAAGAGUGUGAAGAGUUCUUCCUCAUCAUCACGUAGCAGCAGCAGCAGUAGUGAUGGUCGCAAGUCAAGGUCAAGGUCAAGGUCACGCUCCAAGUCUGCCAGCAUCCACAAGUCUCCUAGCAGGAGUCGCAGUGGGUCUGCUGUGGGUCGCAGCAGCAGGUCCAGGUCUCCCAGUCUCUCUCACUCUGACAGCUCCAGGUCAUCUCGCUCUCGUUCUCCCUCCAUCCCUAGACGUCGCGGCUCCCCCAGCUUUCUAGACCGCCGUCGCAUAACCAGUGCUCGGAAACGGCCAAUUCCCUACCACAGACCUACACCUCCAACACCCUCUAGUGUGAGUAGCUGGUCGUCUCGUAGCGGUCGUAGCUGGAGCCGAAGUCCAUCUCCACCCAGCCCAACGUACUCUAAAUAAAGCUUCAACACUCUUAGAUAUGGGCCAUAUCUCAAUUCAUUAUGUAUCAAUCAGCAAUGUCACAAAUCAAACCACACGGACCAAACACAAGAGUCGAUGGAAACUGUUUGGUUAAAAGCUUGAAUUAAGUUUAUAUAAGCUGCUUCAGAGCUUCAAAGUAAUUAUUAAUAUGAAAUCUGUUUUCAUAUUAUAUUAUUCUAUUUAGUAGGUCUGAUUUAAUAGGUAGGCCUACUUGCUUGUUUUUCUAAGUACUAGUUUCAUGUUAGCAGUAAAAGAACCUCUUCAGAAAAAACUACAAAAUCUCUUAGUCAUAUUUGAAUAUAAUAAUUAUUACCUGGUUUAGCCUACUUACAUUAUUGUAGUUCCGAAGAACAUAAUAUUGACAAAAUAUCUAUCUGCUUUACAUUAGUUUACAUCUAAUCAUCAACUAAAGUAGUUGAUUAAACUAUGAUGCUCUGCAGCAAUUAAUUAUAAGGCCAAGACUUGAUUGAGGACAUUUAAUUUGUUCAAGGACUUUUUGCAAAUUUUUGAAUCGUCAAAAAUAAAAGACACUACCAAACAAAUACUAACACUGUUUAGUGUUUUCUGUAUUUUAUAAUUAUGCAAUUGUGGGAAAUAGGUUAAAAAGGAUGGUGGAGGGUGGAGAUAUGGAGCACAGUACAGGCCUAUCUUAGUACUAGUACCUAUAGAUCUGAUAAUCACAAAACAUCUAGCCUCCUACUUUGAUAGGUUUACACUUAUAAUAAGGUGUAAUUGGUUUUGAAGAAAUCAAUAAACCUCAUCUGGAAAAGAAUAAAUUCUCAUGAAAUAUACUUGUGACUAAAGUAAAUUAAUUAACUGAAUAGUGAAUAUAAAUACAAAACCACAAAUGGUAGGUAUUAAAAGACAAAGAUAUUUUGUUUAGAUUAUCCCCUAAGACUUACAAUGAGAUGUUGGGCUUAAUUGUUCCAAACUCGGACUGUACUGUACUUUUUGAUUAAAGUUACAUUCCAUUAAGAAAGUAGUUACGUGAUUCGGCUAAUAUAGUAUAUUGAAAAAACAAAAUUAUUGUUGGAGGUACAAAAAUCUAACUUCUUGUUGUUAUUAUUGAUGCAACCAAAGUAUGCAUAGUGUAGUAUAUUAUGUAGAUAUUUUUGUUUAUCUUGUUGUACAAGUUUGAACUGGUCACCUAUGGCAUUCCUUGACUGUGAAUAUUUUAUAAAGCUUGUGUAUAUUUUUGCUAGUCAUAAGUUCUAGUCGUAAAUAUUAGGGGAAUAAAUAUUUAAAUAUUUAUCAAGCUUUCAAGAUGAUCUCGUUUGUUAGGUGUAGAAAUGAUUAAUGUAUCUUUAGUAGUUAACUAUUUUUUUUUUUCGGUAGCAUGAUUUUUAUUGUUUAGUUUUAUUUUAUUGUUAUUUUUCAUUCCUAUAUUAUGUGAUAUUACUUUACAUUAUUAUUUUUAUUGUAAAUAGAUAAAUUUAUUUAUCUCUAAUAGUCAAAGCUAUAACGUAUUUAGUAUGAUGCUUAGUUUUAUUUUAGAGCAGGCCUUACAAAUAUUUUAAUUUUUAACCUAAUUAUGCAGUUAGUUAUACUGUAAUGGGCUGUAGGAAUAACCUUUUGAUAUUAAAUUAUAUUCCGUAAAAACUUGUUAUUUAUUUAUUUUAUUUUAUUAAUGUACAGUAAUUUAUUUGUGUGGGUUUGCAUUUGCACCUAUUAGUGAUGAUUUCUUGUAAAUUGUAAAUAACUGUAAAGGAAAAGUCCUGAAGGUUCAUUUUGAUGAGAUGUUUCCAUAAUAUUCUUUACCAUAAAAAUUGUUACCUAUUUUAAUUUGCUAGCUCAUUCUUUAAUAACUGUGAUAAUUGAAACAGCUCAUAAUCAGUAUCAUAAACCAACCCUACACACACAUGCUUUUGAGAAGUUAAAACCGGUAUCCCUUAACAUUAACUUUUUUUCUUAUAUAAAAUUUUUUUAAUUAAAGAGGUUAUCAAACCGUUAUUUAGUUGGUUAAAAUUGAUUGAUUGUUGAAGCAACAUACUAUGUGUACGCUCAUUCUUCCCGUACAUUGGGACAAAACGAAGACAGGGAAUAAGGAUGAUUCUGUCCCAGACAAUCUCAUUACGGUACUAAAUCUUUUUUGUAAUACAUAUUUUUAUCAUUUCUCGUCCAAGCAGGCUUUCAUACUUUUAAUGUAACGGCUCAUAGUUGAAUUGGGAAAAAACUCAAUAAUAGUUUAAACAAAUUAAUUACAAUAUUUUGUAUUUUGAAGAAGAUUAAGUUCUGUAAUUUUUUUGUAUAAUUAGCAGAGUUUGUAUUAAUAAAUAAAUCACAAAUUUACGGAGGGAGUAAAAGUAAAAUAAAACAAAGGUCAUUAAACUUAAAUUUAUUAUUUUAAACCUAUAAAAAUCACCAGAUUUUUCUUUACAACAUAUAGACAUGUUAUAAUCACACAGAUCUAAAAACCACUUUAGCACGUCAUUUUUUUAGCAAUAAAUUAACAGAAUUUUUAUACAAGAGCUUAAGGGGGAAAGUGUUGUUAUACGUGUUAUCAUUAUAAUUCUUCAAGUUUGUUUGGGCAACGAGUUUAUUGGUCUAGUAUACAGAUGAACCGUCAGGGCUUGUUAGAUGUAUGUGUUAUUGUGUUAUUAUCUAAUUAAUUUCUACAUUUCUAAAGGCAAUGCCUCAUUGUCAGAGUCAAAUCUAGUCAUUAGGUUAAGCUAUGAUUGUAAGCUAAAGCUAGUCACGUUAACCACGGAGACUUAUUUAUGUGAUAUGUAAAAACUAUACAAAUAAUUUCAACAUUCUGUGCAAUCGUAAAAUUUAUUGUUUUGUGUUGUUCUGUGUUCAUCUAAAAUAUAGCGUAAUUUAUUAAACUUUGUAUUGGUAGUUUUUUUUUCUUAAUGCAGUGUUUGUUUGUAUUAAGUUAAGUUAGCUUUAAGUAUGUAUUCUAGUCUAUAAACAAUCACCUAUAAAAGGCGGUCUAGUCUACUUUAAUCACUACAUACUGAUAUUGUUAAUAUACGUUAAGAGAUUUCAUAGCAUUUGUUUCAAAUGUAUUCAAUGUUGAAAUAACUAUUAUUUCUAUAAAAAUUGGGUUUGUUUAUACUUUGCAUUCUAUUCUCCAAGCAUCGAGACUCAUAUUCUUAUACUUAUUGAUAUUAAAAGAAGAUUUAAUAUUUACACUCUCUAGAUCAUAGUAAUUUAAAUUAUUGGCCGAUUGCUCAUCUUGCUAGGUUAUAAAUCACUGAAUCGCUUUUCCCUUGGUUUAUUAUUUAAUAUAACUUUCUAUAAACUAACAUGUUUUUUUUUUAUUCUAAUUCACUCUAAGUAGUACCAGUAGUACUGUAACGCAAUAUUUUUUAAUAGACAAUUACAAAGCUUUUUCAGUGAGCAAAUAUGAUACUUUCUUUGAUAAUACUUAAUUCAGCAAAUUGUCUAACAAUAAGGACGAUAACCCACCAAUUUUAGAAUAAUUCAAUGUAACAUAGUGUUAAGUAAGUGUGAUAGGUACUUUAUAGAAUUUUGAAUUAUCUUUGUUGUUUCGUAACGUAAUACAAAGUAUGUUUGUUAAAUUGCCAUUGUGCUAUUUUAAAGUGACUUCCUUACAUAACCUUUUUAGUGAUUUUGCAAAUCGUUUUCAAUAACAAUAACAACAUUGUGUGUAAUAGUUAACUAACAAUCCACUAUCAUAACAGACAACAGAACAUAUAUUUUUAAUUGUCUUUAUUAAACACCAACCAAUGAUUUAUCAUGAGGAGGCUUAUUUUCAGAUAAUUCUUAUGUUAGGGUCCAAGUUCCCAGCAUUUAAAACAUAAUCUAAACUUCUUGUUAUCUUGUACGGUAUAGUCAUCAUUAUCUAAAAGUGGAAGAUUUAUACAAAAUUUUGGGUCUUAAACCGGUAAUGAGUUUUAGACUACUUGGUAUGUUUUACACUUUCCCUAUUUUUUAUUUAUUGAUUAAAGUUUCUUUGAUAUGCCCCUACAAUAAGUAACAAGAAUAGUUUAAAGAAACAAAGCUUCACUCCAGCAGUGCUUAGUAAUGAUAUUGUAACAAAUAGUGUGUUGUGCCAGUAAUAAAAUAAGUUAUAGAAUAUUUAAUGGAAUCUGUUUAACUGUUAACAAUGCCACAUUUUGAACAUUACAUUAGAUUAUUAACACAAGUUUUCAAUACCAUGAUAGUAAUGCUUGCUAUAUAUAUUUUUUGACAUAUUAUGUCAUUGCUUAAAAAGUUAAACCGUCAUCAGGUAUCACUUAUUUUUCCUUGUACCUGGGCAAAAAAUACAAUACACAUUAAACAGUGCUUUAUAAGCCAAGCAUAUUUUUUAACAAAUAUGAUCUCCUUUAAUUUUCUCUCAUUAGUUAGGUAAUAGGAGGUUUUUGUUUACCUACACUAGCGUCUAAAAUACUCAAUGCAUACCAUAAUUUUGCUGUUAUUUUUACACUAUUUAUUGUAGGAUAUAGUUUUUAUUUAUUGUCUUAUUUAUUAUAAAUUAUUAAUUGUUGUAAGUUUGAUGUGUCAUAGUGAAAUAAAUGAAUUCCAAACAAGA
Macrosteles quadrilineatus (aster leafhopper) is the source of this 7635-nucleotide messenger RNA. It is a transcript of the gene Srrm234, whose product is annotated as serine/arginine repetitive matrix protein 4. The transcript has 14 exons. NCBI's taxonomy places the organism in Eukaryota, Metazoa, Arthropoda, Insecta, Hemiptera, Cicadellidae. The record is from RefSeq and is a predicted model, not a curated record. Bases 153 to 3116 code for a protein of 987 amino acids.